Hemiscyllium ocellatum (epaulette shark) is the source of this 2004-nucleotide messenger RNA. It is a transcript of the gene mrps11, whose product is annotated as mitochondrial ribosomal protein S11. The transcript has 6 exons. Gene Ontology annotation, cellular component: mitochondrial small ribosomal subunit; ribosome. Gene Ontology annotation, biological process: translation; ribosomal small subunit assembly; maturation of SSU-rRNA from tricistronic rRNA transcript (SSU-rRNA, 5.8S rRNA, LSU-rRNA). The coding region runs from base 173 to 772 and encodes 199 amino acids. The record is from RefSeq and is a predicted model, not a curated record. NCBI's taxonomy places the organism in Eukaryota, Metazoa, Chordata, Chondrichthyes, Orectolobiformes, Hemiscylliidae. Gene Ontology annotation, molecular function: small ribosomal subunit rRNA binding; mRNA 5'-UTR binding; structural constituent of ribosome.
CAUGAAAUCGAUUACAUAUGUGGAUAUGUUAAUUUAUGCCGUGGUUUCAUAGGAAGAAUGAGAAUCUAGUUAUUAAUAUCUCCAUCCCUCCCUUUGUUUUGGUGGUGUCUGGAGGCCCGAGCCUGGGCCUGGCAGCGAGAGUGGGCCCGAGGCUCGUGUUCGUUCUGCGUCGAUGAUGCUCGGGCCACGGGUUGUGCUGCGGCGGCUGGGUCAAGGGUUACUGCAAGCUCGAGGCGGCUGUGGUCAUGUUGAUUCAGUGGAAAGCCAGCGCUGCUUGGUACAUACAAGUUUCGUAAAGUUACAAGAACUAGCAGAAAAGGAGAGCAAUUCUACAGAACGAACAGAAGGCAAGACUUCAGCAGAUUUCAGUAUCCUACCUCCAAUGCCAGGACAGGAGAGCCCUUUGCGCUGGGGAGGUAAAAAGUUUGAAGAGUUACACAUAGCACAUAUCAAGGCAACAUAUAAUAACACACACAUUCAGGUUACUACCCAUGAUGGAUUAAGCAUGGUACGGACUUCAUGUGGUACAGAAGGAUUUAAGAAUGCCAAGAAGGGGACCCCAAUUGCAGCGCAGACUGCUGGCAUCUCAGCAGCAGUGAAAGCAACAGAUCGAGGAAUAUCCUUUGUGCGUGUGGUGGUGAAGGGUUUGGGACCCGGCAGGCUGUCUGCCAUAAAAGGAUUAAGCAUGGGUGGCCUCCAGGUGGUUUCACUCACAGACAACACGCCAAUUCCUCACAAUGGCUGCCGACCACGGAAAGCCCGCAGAAUGUGAAGCUUCACAAUAUGUAAUUGAUAAAGAGGCAUCAAAAGAAGUAACUAUUUGUUCCUAGAUGUCCCAAAGUCAUCAAGUUCAAAAUAACCAGAUGUUAAGGGUUCAAGUUAACCUGUUUCUUGAGGACAAAUAUAGCAAUAAAGCCUGUGUAAAUCUUGAGGAAAUAGGUUUCAAUUUUAUGUGUUUGAAUUGACAGCUCUUAAGAGAAAAAAAGUGUGUGGUUCCUCAGCUCUAACCACUCAAUGCACAGAAAAUGAAUCACAAAAGUGUAGUCCUAAAGUAUGUCAAAAAUUGGAGCCAUCCAACUAUUUUUCUAUUCUGUAGAUGCCGGUUUAAUCUCUAGCCAGUAUUUUUUUCAUGGCAAAAGUGACAGAGCCCUUUUAACAACAGUGGUUGCUAUUAUAACUUCCUCAUAAUUUGAAGAGAAAAAAAUGAGACCAAUUCAAGUUUCGUGGAAAUGGAUUAAAAUAAGGUGCAUCCAACAGUCUGGUUGCAGCUAACCAUCCUGUACGUGUGUUCUGCUCUAAUUUGUUAAUGACCAAUGUGCUCCCAGCGCAAUUUGAAUAGUAAGAGGAACUAAUUCAGCUCAGAGCAACAUCAUUCUUAUUGAUUUCAGGGUGUAGUAUGAAUGGCUUAUUGUUCAUCAAAUACCUUUAAUAUUAAUUAAAGCCCAUCUUUGCAUUCAGCAGGGGAGCUGCUGAAUGCAUAGAUUCAUUCCAACUCAGCAAAUUUGCUACUUAUAAGCAAAAGCUUCAUGAAUACAUUAAAGACAUUAAUGAACAUUUCCUCCAGCACCUAAAUCACUGUCAGACGAUGAUUUCAAUUGCAGAUUAGUUUAGGUUCUGUUUCAAAUGAAGCAAAGAAGAGUUGGGGCCAAAUGGCUGAUCUUAAAUUUAUAUUCAUUUAAGUCUCUUUGCUGGUGGUUGCUGCAGACUGUGCUGUAUCCAGACAAAUGUUUUCAUGAAAUGUCAGUGACCUGAAACGUUAACUUUGCUUUCACCUUCACAGAUGCUGUUUGAUCUGUUGAAUAUUUCCAGCCCAUUCUGUUUUUAAUCCAGACCCUAAACAAGUUGUAGAAAAGUCCACAGACGGCUACCUCCUGUUUAGUACUAGACUGGAUGAAAACAUUUUUAUUGCAAUUAUGUUCCAAAAACUACUAGAUGUCUGUGCUGAUUGUCUGACUGGAAUGCCAAUUUAACGAUGGAAUAAAUGUUGAUUUUGCUCUUCUCCAA